Myotis daubentonii (Daubenton's bat) is the source of this 2666-nucleotide messenger RNA. RefSeq names its product glycerol kinase 5 (gene GK5). NCBI's taxonomy places the organism in Eukaryota, Metazoa, Chordata, Mammalia, Chiroptera, Vespertilionidae. Gene Ontology annotation, cellular component: mitochondrion. Gene Ontology annotation, molecular function: phosphotransferase activity, alcohol group as acceptor; kinase activity. The record is from RefSeq and is a predicted model, not a curated record. Gene Ontology annotation, biological process: triglyceride metabolic process; glycerol metabolic process; glycerol-3-phosphate biosynthetic process.
CCCCGGGAGCACGGAGGGGGCGGGCCGGGCGGCGGCCUCUCAGGGCGCGCUGGGUCUCUGAGGUGCUGUUAUUUGUGAGACGCCCGCUGGGCAGGCGGCUGCGGCGGAGGCUGGUGGUCGGGAUGUCUGGGCUGCCCACCGCCCCGGAGCAGGGGCGCCCGGAGCCGAGCGCGCCGCAACCGCACACAGGCUUCGUGCUGGGGCUGGACGUGGGCAGCUCGGUGAUCCGCUGCCACGUCUAUGACCGCGCGGGGCGGGUCCGCGGCUCCAGCGCCCAGAAGGUAGUAAGUCUUUGUCCUCAAAUUGGCUGGGUUGAAAUUGAUCCUGAUGUUCUCUGGCUUCAAUUUGUUGCUGUAAUAAAGGAAUCUGUCAAAGCUGCAGGAAUAGAGAUGAAUCAAAUUGUUGGGCUUGGCAUUUCAACACAGAGAGCAACUUUUAUUACGUGGAACAAGAAAACAGGAAAUCAUUUUCACAACUUCAUUAGUUGGCAAGAUCUGAGAGCUAUUGAACUUGUAAAAUCUUGGAAUAGUUCUCUUAUAAUGAAGCUAAUACACAGUUCCUGCCGAAUGCUUCACUUUUUCACUAGAAGUAAACGAUUUUUAGCAGCCAGUUUGUUCACUUUCACAACCCAGCAUGUUUCUUUGAGAUUAGCCUGGAUUUUACAGAACCUGGUUGAGGUGCAAAAGGCAAUUGAAGAAGAAAAUUGCUGCUUUGGGACUAUUGAUACCUGGUUGUUACAUAAGCUCACAAAAGGUUCCGAAUUUGCCACGGAUUUUUCAAAUGCCAGUACCACUGGACUUUUUGACCCAUAUGAGAUGUGUUGGAGCAGCUUCAUUACUUCUCUGCUUUCAAUACCACUCUCUCUCCUGCCUCCCGUGAGGGAUACAAGCUUCAAUUUUGGAUCAGUGGAUGAAGAGAUAUUUGGUGUGCCUAUACCAAUAAUGGCCUUGGUGGCCGACCAGCAGGCAGCCAUGUUUGGAGAGUGCUGCUUCCAGAUGGGAGACGUGAAGCUGACCAUGGGGACUGGGACAUUUCUGGACAUCAAUACUGGAAGUAACCCUCAACAGAAUGUUGGAGGCUUUUAUCCGUUGAUUGGGUGGAAGAUUGGACAAGAGGUUGUAUGCAUAGCUGAAGGCAAUGCAGGAGAUACUGGUACUGCCAUAAAAUGGGCUCAGCAAUUAGAAAUUUAUUCUCUCACAGGUCUGGAAGCAAGAAGUCAAAUAUCAAGGUAUCUUUUCACAGAUGCUGCUGAGACUGAAAAAAUGGCCAGAAGUUUGGAAGAUUCUGAAGGGGUUUAUUUUGUUCCGUGUUUUAGUGGUUUGCAGGCUCCAUUAAAUGACCCCUGUGCAUGUGCCUCUUUUAUGGGUUUGAAGCCUUCCACUAGUAAAUACCAUCUUGUACGAGCAAUAUUGGAGUCCAUAGCUUUCAGAAACAAGCAGUUAUAUGAGGUGAUGCAGAAAGAGAUCCGUAUUCCCGUGACAAAAAUCCGGGCAGAUGGAGGAGUUUGUAAGAACAGUUUUGUCAUGCAGAUGACUUCAGACCUGAUUAAUGAGAAGAUAGACAGACCUGUUCACCUAGAUAUGUCGUACCUUGGUGCAGCUUCUCUAGCUGGCCUUGCUGUUGAGAGCCUGAAUAAGGGCAAUCAACUCGGCCUUCUGUGCCGAAGUCCUGCAGGGGAGCACCUGAGAUCAGGUGGUUUGAUCCAAAGCAACCACCACCGUCCCCGCAUACCUGAUUCCUCCCUGGACAGAACUGCUCCCGUCCAUGAAUAGUACCUCAUCCGGCGAUGCCAGUGGGGUGUCAGGGAGGCCCAGGUGGGCUGUCUUUACAAAGUCGUCAACCUCUAAACAGUUAUGUAGAGGUUCCUCAGGGUUAUCAUCAGGAAGGAGUUCUGGUAGCAGAAGAGCCUGAAACUGGAUGACUCGAGCAUUUGACAUCCAGGGCUCCGAUGUGCUCCCGAGCAAAGCCUCAACUGCAUAGCUGUAGCCACUACCGCCCGGAAGCAAGCAGGCUAACUGGAUUCAACAGGGUAAAGUCUCUUGGACAAGUAGGCUACUGGUCUUUUCCAAUGCCCAAGACUUUGGGUGAGGACCCCUUUGGCUAUGCCCCUUGUCUCACAUACACAUCUGGUAGUGCCAGUUGGCCCAUCAUCCUUGCUCCGCUCAUGUCUGUCUUACUGCCUAAUAUAUUACCCAAGGAUCCUGGCUCUGAAUUCUUUCAGGGAAAAUGGGGUUGAAAUUCUCUUCUGUAAUUACUUCCAUGCUGAGAUGGGUCAGAAGUUUCUCUCAGAGCCAAGAGAUCCUUGCUGUCUGUCAGAGGGACAUUGAGGCCUGGGCACAGAAGGAGGUGGGCUUGUGACCUGGCAGAGACAAACUGUAGCAAUUAGAAUAGUAAGAGUCACAACAUCCUUGUCUCUCUGGAGCCAUGUCCAUGAAGACGCAGGCAUCUUCUAAGUCUAUUAUACAGUUUUCUGCAGGCCACUGUCAGGGCUAUGCAUGGCAGCUGGUUCCUCUUUACAGCCACAAACACAGUCUGUCCAAUUCCCCAAAAUGUAUUCUGGCACAGGAGAAAGUUGCUUCGCUGUACACCGGUAGCUUAACCCCUAUACAACUGGGCUUGGACCUCUGCCUAGCAAACUGCAGUCUACAAGUUCAAUAUGCAGCCUC